This is a messenger RNA of Xylaria bambusicola, 868 nucleotides long. RefSeq lists its product as uncharacterized. The transcript has a single exon. The coding region runs from base 129 to 638 and encodes 169 amino acids. Lineage: Eukaryota; Fungi; Ascomycota; Sordariomycetes; Xylariales; Xylariaceae. The record is from RefSeq and is a predicted model, not a curated record.
CCCAUCGCACCAAUACAACCAUCACCUUCGCCAGCACCAAGACCUACUACUAAGCCGUGGCCUCCGUUUUGUCGGCGAGUGGGCAGCAAUGUUUGCAUCAAUAACCCUCAGCUACCCCAGAUAGGCGCAUGUCAAGGCGCUUGCAACAACUUAAGCUUCUCUUCCCGUCUGAUCUCUGGAAACCAAAGCUUGUUUGGGGACCACAGCGGAACGGGAGGCCUGGCUCCUCUUCGGCCGCCUGUUCAUUCUCAGCCCUGGCUUCCAUGUCGAACCAUAUAGUAUACGGUAGUAUGAAUGGUGAUAAGAACUACUUACCUAUCACAGGACUAAAGCCCGGCUAUCAACUUCGCUUUUCGGGACGAUUCUGCAGUCUGGCGAGCGGGGGUCGUCCUCCUUGUGCCUAUCUAUACCACAGUUGGCAAGGAUUCACAUUGUGCGUGGGAGGCAGGUUUUGGCCUCUACUACCUAGCACUCGAUCCCUCAGCGGAAAGUCAUCCGUGCCAGCCUCACUAGUGCCAGUACGUAGCUGUAAGCAAAAUCCACGUGUGGCCGCCACGGUCGCACACCUUGGAUGUCUUCCAGUUGGACACAUGCAGACGAAUAUGCGCCAAGAUGCAUUGCAAGCGAUUGUGUGGUAGAUUUUCUUAUCUGCGUUGACUACCUACGAAGUAGGUAUGCCAUGCGUCCGCUCAUGCUGCGGAGAAGAGAAAAGCAAAAAAACGGUCAGCAACAAGUCGUCUCGUUCCGCCAUUUCGGUAGAGCACCACAUAAGUUACCUCAACGGGCACAGCUUCACCUGCCGAUCUUUGGCUAGAGUAGGUACCAUAUUAGUUACCUACAGUAGUUGGUGGGUUCACAAUAUCUAUCU